AGCUCCAUAGGCGCAACUCGAGCCGCUCUUCUCGGCUGUUGCUUCGCACCCGGCGCAUGUGUCGCAUUCACGACUCCCGAGGUUCCCUUUCAGCGCGACGUGCAAUGCAAUGCGUCUUCACGCCAUCCUGCCAUCCACUCCAGCUUGUCACAAGUAAGCCCGCCCUCCCACCGCAACUGGCUCUUCCAGAAGCCCACCUGAAACAAUCUCUGCCGCCGAAAUGUGGAGAAGCGCGUCGCAGCCCUACCACGUCUGCAUCUGGGCGUCGUCUCCCACCUCUCUAACCCCCUUCACACCGGCACUUCCAUGUCCCACCCGGCAGUUCCCAUCUCGUUUCAACCUGAAUGUUUGCAACGCCCGUGAAUCAUCCACUAUUCCACCGGCAUCGGCAGUAAGUCUUCAGCCCUACCCUUACGUGGCUUCAACAUCCGCAGCCUGUCAGCGACGCGCAGUGAAGAUUGGUGCGGAAUCACGAAGGGUAAGAAGGAGCCGCGCCACAACCGCGUUGACAUUUCCUGAUUUGGUCGAGGAACGCGCAUCACGGUGGAGUUUUCAGCUGAGGACCCUUGGUAGCCGUCUCGAGUAGCCUCGGGCGAGGCUUAAGCUUUGGAAGGAGUGGCUUGGGUGUCGCCGCAUUAUCUGGGUAG
This is a messenger RNA of Mytilinidion resinicola, 647 nucleotides long. RefSeq lists its product as uncharacterized. Lineage: Eukaryota; Fungi; Ascomycota; Dothideomycetes; Mytilinidiales; Mytilinidiaceae. The record is from RefSeq and is a predicted model, not a curated record. Bases 221 to 586 code for a protein of 121 amino acids. The transcript has a single exon.